Molecule: messenger RNA, 1037 nt
Organism: Pseudonaja textilis
Lineage: Eukaryota; Metazoa; Chordata; Lepidosauria; Squamata; Elapidae
Source: RefSeq, a predicted model, not a curated record
CAACAGGCAUUGUUUGUCAGAUCAUCAGCUCUUAGAAACCAGGACAGAUGGCUUAUCAACAGCUACUAAGAGACUGGAACAGAGGUAUACUAGCCCUUGAGAAGGGCAAUCUUGACGCUGCCUUGGACAUCUUUCGUAGCAUCAAGAAUCCUCCUUCCAAAAUAGAUUUCAACAUUGGCUGUCUGUAUCUCCAGCAAGGAAAUCUGGAUCAUGCUCUGGAGGCUUUUAAUCAAGCACUUUCCAAAGACAAUUGCUUAGCCGUGGGCUUCUUCCAAAGAAGUUAUGUUCAUUUUCAGCUGGGCAGGCACGAGGAAGCUUUGAACGAUGGGAAGCUAGCUAUGGCCUUUCUCCGGAACAAUUUCUGCAUCAAUUACAAACAGCUCGGUUUGGCCUUUGUCCUUUGCGCCUCAGAGGUGCUGCACAAUAUGGCGGCCACCCACUGCCAGCUUGGACGUUGGCACGAAGCACGAGAAACUCUAGAAGAAGCAGCCAGACAAACGCCCCAAAGACAAAUGGUGGUUGCUUUGAAACAAAUAGAGGAGCAUCUCUUUCUGGAACCCCAGACCGUCCCACCGGGGACAUUUUUUAGGCCUCCCUUGCAAGCUGAAGAGUUGAAAGAGAAGGACUAUCUCGGUCAAUCCAAGGUCAUUUCUUCCGCUCUUGAAGAGGACUUGAACAUCAACACUUCCCAACUGAACCUUCAGGGUGAAGAGAAAGAAGUGGAUAGACCCAUACUCUACCGCAUGGUAGGGCAAUAUUCUUACACCUCUGAUGCACCAGAAGACCUGAAUUUUAAAGAGGGGGAAGUCCUUGAGAUCCUGUCUGAAGUGAACGAGGAAUGGCUGGAAGGCCGAUGCAACGGAAAGACGGGUAUUUUCCCUAAACGCUUCGCGGAGCCUGAAUGUCCUGUGGCCACCCGACUUUAGAGGAGGAAGAAAAAGAGUCUCAUUUGCUGACAGCCCCCCCCCGCCAGCCUCAGUUUCCCUGCUGUUGAGAAGAUAUGACGUUGUGGGGUCCUGGGUGCUCUCUGAGCUUGC